AUGUCGUCAUCUCAUUGUGUGUUGUGUUUGUGGCAACUUGUGGGUCACCAUGUUAUCUCACCUGCCCACAUGUCAUUAUCUUGUUGUGUGUGUUUAUGGCAUGCCAGCCUGGUAGACAAGGAGGAGCCGAGUGGGGAGAUAACUUCCCUUGUGAGACCCUACCUGAUGGAUCUCGGCAGCACCAACGGCACGUUUCUCAAUGGAUCACGGAUUGAAUCGCAACGAUACUACGAGCUGAUGGAGAAGGACACGGUGAAGUUUGGCAACAGCAGCCGCGAGUAUGUGCUGCUGCAUGAGCACUCGGCGGGGUGA
Molecule: messenger RNA, 312 nt
Organism: Closterium sp. Yama58-4
Lineage: Eukaryota; Viridiplantae; Streptophyta; Zygnematophyceae; Desmidiales; Closteriaceae
Source: the annotation of a GenBank genome assembly